Messenger RNA from Phacochoerus africanus (Common warthog), 547 nucleotides. It is a transcript of the gene HBQ1, whose product is annotated as hemoglobin subunit theta 1. Gene Ontology annotation, molecular function: organic acid binding; peroxidase activity; iron ion binding. Gene Ontology annotation, cellular component: blood microparticle; hemoglobin complex; haptoglobin-hemoglobin complex. The record is from RefSeq and is a predicted model, not a curated record. The coding region runs from base 61 to 489 and encodes 142 amino acids. The transcript is spliced from 3 exons. Lineage: Eukaryota; Metazoa; Chordata; Mammalia; Artiodactyla; Suidae. Gene Ontology annotation, biological process: hydrogen peroxide catabolic process; oxygen transport.
UGGCGCAGGCGCAGCUGCGGCUCCACCGGCGGGCCGAGCGCGCGUCGCGCGGACUCCACCAUGGUGCUGGCGGCGGCCGACCGGGCUGCGGUGCGCGCCCUGUGGAAGAAGCUGGAUGGCAACGUCGGCGUCUACACGACCGAGGCCCUGGAGAGGACCUUCGCGGCCUUCCCUUCCACCAAAAUCUACUUCCUCCACCUGGACUUGAACCCCGGCUCCGCCCAGGUCAAGGCGCACGGCCGGAAGGUGGCCGACGCGCUGACUCUCGCCGUGGACCGCCUGGACGACCUGCCCAGCGCCCUGUCGGCUCUGCGGGAGCUGCACACGCAGCGACUGCGCGUGGACCCCGUCAACUUCAAGCUGCUGGGCCACUGCCUGCUGGUGACCCUCGCCCGGCACUACCCCGGAGACUUCAGCCCCGGCCUGCAGGCCUCGCUGGACAAGUUUCUGAGCCACGUGACCUCAGCGCUGGCCCCCCAAUGUCGCUAAAUCGGGGGGGGGGUGCGGGGGCUCCAAGGUUGGAGUAAAGUCUGUGGUCAAAGCCUCA